This is a messenger RNA of Danio aesculapii, 930 nucleotides long. RefSeq names its product calcium homeostasis modulator protein 2. Bases 1 to 930 code for a protein of 309 amino acids. NCBI's taxonomy places the organism in Eukaryota, Metazoa, Chordata, Actinopteri, Cypriniformes, Danionidae. Gene Ontology annotation, molecular function: monoatomic cation channel activity. The transcript has 2 exons. The record is from RefSeq and is a predicted model, not a curated record.
AUGUCUGUGUUUAUAGCAGAAUACUUCAAAUGUAUUGCAAUUUACAUCAAGAAUAAGGAUGCAACGAUCUUGAACACCGUCAUAGGUUUAGGAACAGUGGCUGGUCAGACAGCAUACAACAUCUUAGCUUUUAACUGUCCAUGUUCACCACAGAAGAAUUACCUGUACGGUCUGGCAGCCAUCGGUGUACCAGCCCUAGCUUUCUUCGUCAUUGGAGUAAUGAUGAAUCAAAACACCUGGGACGUUGUGUCAGAGUGCCGCACAAGAAGAUGCAGGAAAUUAUCGCCGACUGCUGCGUUUGUUCUGUUGGGAUCCAUCGUGGGCAGAGCAAUUGCUGCCCCCAUCACAUGGACUGUGAUUUCGCUUCUAAGAGGGGAGGCGUAUGUGUGUGCUUUCAGCGAGUUCCUGAACUUCUCAUCCUUGGUCAAUUUCACUUCAGCUUCUCCUGGUCCUGAGAUCAUGGCCCGGUUUCCAUGUAACAGUACGCCUGUUUUGUUCAUAAACUACACAGGAGUUGUUCAACGCCAGCUGAAGUAUGAAUCUCAGCUGUUGGGAUGGUUGCUAGUGGGACUCAUCUCGCUCUCUGUCUUUCUGGUUCUCUGCUUGAAAACUUGCUUCUCUCCUCUUGGCUAUCAUCAGGAGGCGUACUGGUCUGAAUACUGCUCCAGCGAACGAGCUCUUUUCCAGCGUACAGCUGAAGUACAUGCUAAAUACCAUGCAGCUGAAAAUGUCAAGAGUUUCUUUGGGUUUGUGGCCCUGGAAAGUCAGGAGAAGCAGUUUUUUGCAGAUUGCAAAGGCAUCAAGAGCGUCAUUCCCAGACUGGAGUGGAACCGCGUCACGGGUGUUUAUUUGUACAGAGAGGUCGAUGACGCUCCCUUGUACAGUCGCUUAAGCAAAUGGGCCAUGUACACAAAUGAGCAUGACUGUUAA